GAGUCGCGGGUGCGCGGGUGUCGGGAGCUGGAGCGCGAGCCCAGCGGAGCGGCCGCUCUCAUUGGCGCGCCGGGACAAAGUGGCCGGAGCGGAGCGGGGCGGUAGCGGGGCGCCGCGUGCCGCCUGCCGCGCGCGGGGCGAUCGGCUCGCGGGGGCGGCCCGGGGGCGCGCGGCCCGCGGCGGGCGGGAGACGGCGGCGGCGGCGGCGGCGCGGGCGGGGAAGGCAGCGCGGCCGGGAAGAUGAACCGGAGUUUCAACAAAUCUCAGACUCUGCGGUAUCUGGAGUGCAGCGCGGUGGAAGUGAAGAGUAAGUUUGGGGCAGAGUUCAGAAGGUUCUCUCUGGAUCGCUACAAGCCAGGAAAGUUUGAAGACUUCUACAAACUAAUUCUUCACAUUCAUCAUAUAGCCAACCUGGAAGUGAUGAUUGGAUAUGCUGAUGUGCAUGGAGACCUUCUCCCAAUUAAUAACGAUGACAACUUCUUCAAGGCUGUUUCAAGUGCUCAUCCACUGCUCAGGGUUUUUAUACAAAGACAAGAUGAAGUGGACUACAGUAAUUUUGGGACCAACACACUAUCGAGGAAGAAGAAGGCUCUGGUGACACUCCGCAAUGACAACCUCCGCCGGCGUCCUCACAUUAAUAUUAGUAUGCCUCAUGAUUUUAGACCAGUGUCUUCCAUAAUUGAUGUGGACAUUCUUCCCGAAACACACAGGAGAGUGAGGCUGUAUCGACAUGGGUGUGAGAAACCCUUAGGAUUUUACAUUCGCGAUGGCACCAGUGUAAGGGUUACUCCUCAUGGACUAGAAAAAGUACCUGGUAUCUUUAUCUCUCGUAUGGUUCCUGGAGGCUUAGCAGAGAGCACGGGCUUGCUGGCUGUGAAUGAUGAAGUCCUGGAAGUUAAUGGCAUUGAAGUAGCAGGAAAGACUCUCGACCAAGUCACAGACAUGAUGAUUGCCAACAGCCAUAAUCUUAUUAUCACGGUCAAGCCAGCAAACCAGAGGAACAAUAUUAUUCGAAGUAGUAGGAUGUCUGGUAGCUCAGGCCAGUCUACAGACAGCACUGCGAGUCACCACAGCUUGCCUACAUCCCACAUGCUGCAGAACUUCCACCCUGAUGAAAUGGAGAGUGAUGAAGAGGCUGACAUUGUUAUCGAGGGUGGUCUGGAGCCACAGCACAUUCCUAAACUGCACAGCCUUACUUCCAGUAGCCUCUCUCGAAUCAAUGGCAGCAGCCUUAGCCACAGACUUCAAAGGGACCUGGUGCUCAACAACAACUCUGGUCGAGAAAGCAAUGGCAACAUUCACAAAUUACUCAGUUCCUUAAAAACUGAUCCCCGACACAGUCUGGUUAUCCCCAGAGGAGGUAUCGAGGAGGAUGGAACAGUCAUUACACUUUAGUAUCAAUUCCUGCAACUCUCCUUUCAGUCUUAAGUGCCAAUUAGGACAAUUGACCUGCAACGUGUUAUGCACAAAGCAGAGAGCUGAUAUUCCCAUAGACCUCACGGGUGCAGAAGAUUGUUGCUUUCUAGGAAACGUGGCAUCUGGAGUUAGGCAUAAAACUGUCACGCACUGCAACAUCUGUCAGGAGAAAGUCAGAGUGUAAAACCUGGUUUAUUUCCCAGCCCUUGAGUGAGAACACAAAUUUAUUCUAGUUGGUAUAAAUCUAAGCAGUCUUAUAGGCUACCAGAGGCAGUGCUACAUACUUGGGUUUGAAUGCAUGGGUGGAUGUAUUUAUACAUGCAUGUAUAUGAAUUAGAUUUUAAUAGCAACAGACAUGUCUAUCUUAAGUGGAAUCUGGUUUUCUUCUAACAACCGGUUUAAAGAGAAUAGCAAUCCAAUCUUAUACCAUUACAUACAGACCUUCCACUAACUUGUUUACACCAUAUUUGCAACCUUAUGUCUAGUCCAGACAAGCUCUAUAAAACUAGUGGCUUCCUACUGUGGUGGUAACAACGUUAGGGAGAUGCUGCAAGUACAUUUUCCAAAUGAAACUCUAUAUACAAGUGUUUUUAAAAGCCUAAGGGGGUGGCGUGGGAGGAUGUUGCUCUUAUUGCUGUGAGAUCAGCGCCAGCUGCUGGUCAGAGGCAGGCCUGCCUGCAGCACAGGGGAACCUGACAAGGGCUUAAAACUCGGUUCAGCACCAUUAUGUGUAAAUGUAUUUUUUUUUCCGAUAUUUAUUAGAUAAUACACAUGGUUCACGUGAAUUUUAGAGAUGCAAGCGAGGAGGCAGAAAAACCAGAGGAGUGUGCUAGGACUGUCCCUUUCACCUCAGAGCUGACCCAAGUCCUUGCUGUAACUUUGGGGCAAUCUAAAUCCACAAGGUCUUCCCUUGCAAAAGCUUGGCUGAUUGCUAUACAGAGGAGGGAUGCUGACUGACUGACAAACCUAACUUAGAACAGCUCUGUUAUUUUUGGACUCUUCUAGUAAUAAAGCUUAAUGUCUGCACAGGAUUUCUAAGAACUUAAAAUAUACUGGACGUUUGCGAUGGUCAGGCAUCUUUACUGGAUGGUGGCUAGUGAGUAGAUAAUAGUCUGCUUCUGAAAAUGCCACAAAUUUAUGGAAGUGGUCUAAUCUAAAAUAUUUUGUUAUAUCGUGAUCAGUGUAAGGAACAAAAUAUGAAUGUUUUACAGUGUAUUUUUCUACUUUUAGCUUGUGUCAUUUGCUUUUUGUUUUUAACUUUGUAGUACAUUAAAGCUUUUUUAUAUGGUGGAAUAGACAUUUCUUAAAUAUUGUAUGAAUAUGAAAAUUCAGAAGUCUUUGAAAAAAUUACAUUCCAUUUUGGAAUCGGCAAUGGCUGGACAAAGGAUGUGCAGACUAAUUCAUUGUCGCUAAUUUAGAAUACCUGUGGAACAGCCAGUCUUUUGCUCAUUGUUAAAUAUGUUUGGGACAUUGAACUUAGUUUCUUUCUUUUAGAUUUGCUUUAGAAGUUUAUUUUAAAGUUCUUUCACUUACUCUUAAUUAAACCUCUUCUAGGUAUCACAGCAGUUACAGAGCUGUACUUAUUUUUCCCUGCACAGUAAGGAUAGAACAUUGAUCCUGUUCAUCUUAAAACUGUGUUUGUACUUUACCAAAGGUUUUCUUUUUUAAAAAAAAAUCUGAUUAUUGGUGCAGUAAACAAAAUUAAUAGCUAAAUGUGCUUCAGUCAAUCAGACAGUCUUAUCAGAAAAAUUUUGUUAUAUCUUAAAUAAGACUACUUUUACGAAUAAGUGGAUUUGUCAGGCUGAAGUUACUCAUUUUACCUAUUUAAUGGAUGAAAAUGUGACCCAUCUGCAAUAAAACGUGCACUGUCUUAC
Falco peregrinus (peregrine falcon) is the source of this 3290-nucleotide messenger RNA. It is a transcript of the gene PARD6G, whose product is annotated as par-6 family cell polarity regulator gamma. The transcript is spliced from 3 exons. Gene Ontology annotation, cellular component: nucleus; cell cortex; apical plasma membrane. The record is from RefSeq and is a predicted model, not a curated record. Gene Ontology annotation, biological process: establishment or maintenance of cell polarity; centrosome cycle; regulation of cellular localization. NCBI's taxonomy places the organism in Eukaryota, Metazoa, Chordata, Aves, Falconiformes, Falconidae. The coding region runs from base 241 to 1395 and encodes 384 amino acids. Gene Ontology annotation, molecular function: protein kinase C binding.